UGGGACGACCGCCAUAUCUUACCGUUUCCUAGCGUGGUGCGUUACCGGUGUAUUAUAGGCGAAUCUGAAUUUCCUCCGGAAAAAGAGUUUAUGUUCCGUCUCACCAACGAAUCGCGAAUUUCAAAACAUAGCGAUUUACUUUAUUACACAAUAUGAGUACCGAUAGUAUCGAAAAGUUGUAUAAAAAUUUUGGGGUUCUGGCGGACGCAAAGGACAAGCUCGCGGAGCAUGAGAAAGAAUAUCUAGAAAUUCUGACUGCAGUUAAAGGGUCACCAAAGGAGAAACGUUUAGCUUCUCAAUUCAUUGCCCGAUUUUUUAAACAUUUUCCAAAACUAGCCGAUCGCGCGAUCGAUGCUCAUUUGGAUCUUUGCGAGGAUGAAGACAUGGCGAUAAGAAAACAAGCUAUAAAAGACUUACCGGCAUUGUGUAAAGAUAGCAAAGAGCAUACACCAAGGAUUGCAGACAUUCUUGCGCAACUCCUGCAAGCUCAGGAUUCAUCGGAAUUGGCUGUUGUUCAUAAUAGUAUUAUGACGCUUCUGAAAAAUGAUCCGAAAGGAACUCUGAGUGGUUUCUUCAGUCAAAUACUUAGUGGAGAUGACGGUACAAGAGAACGCUGCAUUAAAUUCUUAGCAACUAAAUUGAAAGCAAUAGGUCGAGACGUCAUCACAAAAGAACCUGAAGAUUUGCUUAUUGUAGAAUGUAAAAAGGUUUUACAGGAUGUGACAGCUGAUGAAUUUCAUAACAUUAUGGAGGUUCUCGCAUGGACCAGAUUAGGAUCGACACUCACUGGACAACAAGAGUUAGUGGACAUAGCAAUAGAUCAAGCCGAACUGUCCAUUCCGUUUAAGCAUACUAAUAUGGAACAAUGGAAUAGGCUCGUACAAUGUGUCAAACAUGCUCUUCCAUUUUUUAACUCUCAUAUAGAUUCUUCAAAGUUCGUGUCGUACAUAUGUGUACAGGUGUUACCACAUUUGUCUUUGAUAACUUCACCCGAUGGCAGAGACGUUCAAUUGGAACUCUUAAAACUUCUUGCGGAAUUAGCUGUAUUUUGUGGAAGCAUAGAGAAGCCCGAAGAGAAAGUACAACAACUAUAUAAUACUCUUAUCACAUACAUGCCACUUCCUCCAGCUGUCGAGGUGACAGAGGUUCCGAAGUUACAAUUUAGCCAUGUGGAAUGUUUGAUGUAUGCAUUUCACAAGUUGUGUAAACAAAUACCAGAAUUUCUGACAAGGGAUGCGGAUCAGCUUAAAGAGUUCCGUCUGAGGUUACAAUACUUUGCACGUGGGAUUCAGGGCUACAUAAAGAAACUUAGGGAAGCAAUAAGUGGGAAGACCGAAGAUGAACUGAAGUCUGAGGAAAACCAGCUGAAAGUUAUUGCACUCAAAACAACAAAUAACAUUAAUACAUUGAUUAAAGAUCUGUUCCAUUCACCACCCAGUUUUAAGAGCAUUAUACAUUUAUCUUGGAAGACUCCGACAAAUGGCAAGAAGCCUUUGGAAAAAGCAACCGUUGCUCCCAAGCGACAUACACCGAUUACAUUUGGUAAUGACAGUACAUCAAACAAGCGUAAUAAAGAUGAUACAAAUUCUGCAAGAAGUAACAAAAGAGAAAUCUAUACUCCACCAAGUGGAAAAUACAGUUCAAACAUUUCCCAGAAUUAUGGUAACCGUGGUCGCUUUAGAGGUAAUCGAUCAGGUGGUCGAGGAGGUUUCAGACCCCGGGGUCGUGGAGCUUGGAGGAAGAAUACAUAUUAAUGUACGGAGGCUACAAUUAACGUCACAAAAGUAGCAACAUACAAGAACUGCAAAACAAAGUCUCGGAAGCGUAUAACGUGUAGUUUUUCCAGCAUGUGAAUACACGAGUGACACAGAAACUGAAGCUUCUCAAAAGGACAGUGCGAUAAUCUUAUGUAAAGAUUUCGAAUCGUGCUUUGCGAAGACUUUCCUUAACUCGCGACAACGGAACGUUGUACCACGCAACCGGUAGGAUUGCAAAAACAACUAACUCGUAUUGUUUAUUUAUAAUUGUUCUUUUUUUAAAUUAAAAUCUAAAGUUUCUUUGAGUGUGAAAAAAAAUGUGAGUUAUGAAUACAACACAAGUUGGUGCUGCCAAAUGUUGACUGAACAAGAAAGCAUACUACAUGAGUUCAAUGAGGAUAUGAAGCAUUAUCGAGACUGGAAACACAAGACUAUGUAGGACUAUGGAGUUAAAAAUAGUCACGGCAUAAGAACGACACAUAAGGAAGAAAGCAGAAGAGGAUACAAGAAGAUAUACACAUGGGACAUUGAACGUGGAUGCUUCAAGAAAUACGUUUAUUGAUAACAGUAAUUCCAAUGAGAUUUUGUUAACUCACCACAGCGACAAACGAGUGUUAUAUCAUCCUGUACUCUGCCAGAAUGUAAAAACAAUUAACUGCAUAAUAAUCAGACUAUCAAGUUUAAUACACGAUUACUAUUAGUGUCA
Molecule: messenger RNA, 2463 nt
Organism: Orussus abietinus
Lineage: Eukaryota; Metazoa; Arthropoda; Insecta; Hymenoptera; Orussidae
Gene: cass
Product: apoptosis inhibitor 5
Exons: 9
Coding region: 153-1754 (533 amino acids)
Biological process (GO): negative regulation of apoptotic process
Cellular component (GO): nucleus
Molecular function (GO): RNA binding
Source: RefSeq, a predicted model, not a curated record